Molecule: messenger RNA, 4157 nt
Organism: Oncorhynchus keta (chum salmon)
Lineage: Eukaryota; Metazoa; Chordata; Actinopteri; Salmoniformes; Salmonidae
Product: eukaryotic translation initiation factor 4 gamma 2-like
Exons: 21
Coding region: 1-2805 (934 amino acids)
Cellular component (GO): eukaryotic translation initiation factor 4F complex
Molecular function (GO): mRNA binding; protein binding; translation initiation factor activity
Source: RefSeq, a predicted model, not a curated record
AUGGAAACCCCUACACACCUCCCUGAGCACUCUCACGACCACACCGUGAGAGCCUUCUGUUGCCAGGAAAUGCCACAGGAAAUGCAGUUAAUAUUUUCGGGAAUUCAUCGUUGUCAAGCCGCCAAAGUGGAGAGUGUGAUUGCAGAAGGGGGUGCUUCUCGUUUCAGUGCUUCUUCGGGUGGGGGAGGAGGUAGGGGUGCCUCUCAGUACCAUCCCAAGACUGUCGGCAACAGCGAGUUCCUGGGGAAAGCCCCAGGAUCUAGCGUUCAGAGAUGGGUUCCUUCACGAAGCACUAGACGAGAUGCCAAUGCCUCCAAUGAAAAAGAACGACAUGAUGCAAUCUUCAGGAAAGUGAGAGGCAUACUUAAUAAACUGACCCCCGAGAAGUUUGACAAGCUAUGCCUUGAGCUCCUGAAUGUGGGCGUAGAUUCAAAACUCGUCCUAAAAGGAGUGAUCUUGCUGAUUGUUGACAAAGCCCUCGAAGAGCCCAAGUAUAGCUCGCUUUAUGCUCAGCUAUGUCUGCGCUUGGCAGAGGACGCACCGAACUUUGACGGCCCAUCGCCAGAGAUCCAAACGCCACAAAAACAAAGCACCACAUUCAGGAGACUUUUGAUUUCUAAGCUCCAAGAUGAAUUUGAGAACCGCGCCAAAAAUGUUGAAAUCUAUGACAAACAUGACAACCCUCUUACCUCUGAGGAAGAGGAGCAGCACGCCAUUGCCAAGUUUAAGAUGCUGGGCAAUAUCAAAUUCAUCGGGGAACUUGGCAAACUUGAUCUUAUCCAUGAAUCUAUCCUUCAUAAGUGCAUCAAAACACUUUUGGAAAAGAAGAAGAGAGUCCAACUUAAGGAUAUGGGGGAAGAUUUGGAGUGCCUCUGUCAGAUAAUGAGAACAGUGGGGCCUAGACUCGAUCAUGAAAAGGCUAGGUCUUUAAUGGAUCAGUACUUUGGCCGUAUGAAAUCCUUAAUGAACAACAAGGACUUGCCGGCAAGGAUUCGUUUCCUGGUGCAGGAUUCAGUGGAGUUGCGAGAGAACAAUUGGGUGGCUCGCAAAGCUUUUAUCGAUAAUGGACCAAAGACGAUUAACCAGAUUCGUCAGGAAGCAGUAAAAGAUUUGGGUGUUUUUAUUCCACCAAUGGCCCAGGGAAUGAGGACUGACUUCUUUUUGGAGGGGCCCUUCAUGCCUAGGAUGAAACUUGACAGGGAAACUCUUGGAGGGUUGGCGGAUAUGUUUGGACAGAUGCCAGGGAGUGGGAUCGGCACAGGCCCUGGAGUGAUUCAGGACCGGUAUUCACCCACCAUGGGCCGUCACCGCACCAACCCACUCUUCAAUGGCCACAGUGGGCACACAGCCCCUGCUACCCAGUCUCAGUUCGAGAUGGGAGGCAAGCCCUUAAUCAAAUCUAACCAGAACCAGAAUCACUCGCAACAACAGCAGGCUCAGUCUAAGGACAUGGCACCGCGUUUCAUCAAGAAAGGAUCGCUCAACGCUGAUGAGAUCAGUCUAAGGCCGUCACAGUCAUUCCUUCUCAACACAAACCAAGUCCCAAAGUUGCAGCCACAGAUACCAACAAUGAUUCCGCCAAGUGCUCAACCUCCACACACUCAAACACCACCACUGGGACAGCCUCCUCUGCUUGGUCUGAAAACCAACCCUCCUCCAAUUCAGGAAAAACCUCCAAAGACCACCAAGAAACCGCCUCCUGCAAAGGAAGAGUUGCUUAAGAUGACCGAGACCAUAGUGACAGAUUACCUGAACAGCAAAAACAUUGAUGAAGCUGUGAACUGUGUAAGAGAGAUGAAGGCUCCCAAACACUUCCUGCCUGAGAUGUUGAGCAAGAUCGUGAUCUGUUCUCUUGACUGCCCAGAUGAAGACAAGGAGCAUGCCAGCACCUUGAUCCACACACUCCGCACAGAGGGCCUUGUUACUGGGGAGAGCUUCAUGCGGGCUUUUCUCAGUGUUCUGGACCAGUGUCCCAUGAUCGAAGUGGACGUUCCUCUGGUGAAGUCCUACCUGGCCCAGUUUGCGGCUCGAGCCAUCAUCGCAGACCUGGUGAGCAUGGAUGAGCUGGCCCACCCUCUGGAGAAUGGCACCCAUUUUCCCCUCUUCCUGCUUUGUCUGCAACAGACUGCCAAGCUGAAGGAUCGAGAGUGGCUCACUGAUCUAUUCCAGCAAAGCAAGGUCAACAUGCAGAAGAUGCUGCCUGAAAUCGACCAAAACAAAGAUCGCAUGCUAGAGAUCUUGGGGGGCAAAGGCCUGAGCUUCUUAUUCCCACUCAUGAAGCUGGAAAAGGAACUGCUGAAGCAGAUCAAAACAGACCCCUCUCCCCAGUCCAUCUACAAGUGGAUCAAGGACAACAUCUCCCCUAAGCUCCACACUGACAAGGGCUUCGUCAACAUCCUCAUGACCAGUUUCUUGCAGUACAUUGCCCAAGAGAUAAAUGCCAAUGAGGAAGAAGACCAGUUAUCAGCCCCCACUAAAGAACAGCUGGACCAGGAGAAGCAGCUGCUGCUGGCCUUCAAGCCAGUGAUGCAGAAGUUCCUGCAUGAUCACCAGGACCUGCAAGUCAGUGCCCUCUAUGCACUGCAGGUCCACUGCAAUGCUAAAGCUUUCCCUAAAGGCAUGUUACUGCGCUAUUUUGUCCACUUCUACGAUAUGGAAAUCAUUGAAGAAGAAGCCUUCCUUGCAUGGAAAGAAGACAUAACUCAAGAGUUUCCUGGAAAGGGAAAAGCAUUAUUCCAGGUGAACCAGUGGCUGACCUGGCUGGAGACUGCUGAGGAAGAGGAGUCUGAGGAGGAAGCUGACUGAAGAUCUAGCCAAAAGCCUUAUGGUGCAAAGAAUGCUAUUGAUACUUUUUUUUUUUCCCCUGUCCCAAUAUGAUAUGCAUACCUAACCACUGCAACACUUCAUUCAUCUUCCCUGUCCCAAUAUGAUAUGCAUACCUAACCACUGCAACACUUCAUUCAUCUUCCCUGUCCCAAUAUGAUAUGCAUACCUAACCACUGCAACACUUCAUUCCGCUAUCAAGUUUUUGGCCAUGUUAAGCCAAUGCAUUUAUUUAUUUUUUUGGCUCUUUUUCUAGCGCUUAAGCGUAAUAAUGGUUUGCCAUCUGUUUUUAAGAGCCCCUUUUUAAGAUCAGUGGUAUUAGCUGCUUUGAAUAGACCUUUGUUAUUCUUCAAGAAAAUUGCAAGGGCCUUGUUCCUGCUGCUGAAUUCUAUGCUUUUUUGUUUGUUAACCAAUUAACAACACUGUAGAGAUGCACUUUGCUCAACGUCAUACAUGAGUCGUUGCAAUAUUCACUCAUCCGUUGAUUGUUACAAAGAAUCCUCAACUGUAAUCAUUGGUUACCAUAACAUUUAAUGGUUUUAUUUGCUUGUGUUUCUACCUCCUCCUUAUGGGCUUCAUGUGCUGGGUUUGAAUUACAUAAUGUCUCCAUUUCAAAUGUAAACACUUCUGGACUAAUGCACAAGUCUCUAAUAAAAAAAAAAAAAGGUUUUACUUGCACAAUAAUAUCCUGAUUGUAAGAAUUCAAAUUCAGACCUUUUUUAAAGUGGUUUUGUGGAUGUAUGUAUGGCACAUCACCUGGGAGAGAUGAAAUUAUGCGGCCUUGUUAAUUUAUCAACCCUCGUUGCUGUGUUUCCCCCCUUCGGUAUCUGUCAAACAUUGUGAUACUUGAAUUCUGAUUUUCUUUACAGGGAACAACCAAACAAUGGGUGAGUUGGUUUUGCAUGGCUCGGUGCCCACUGGAAUGGUCUAAAAAUGUGCAAGUUACCCAUCUGGGGCAUUUGGCCAUGCAAAACCAACUCACUUGGUCUGUUCUCAUGCAACAAUUUUCAAACUACACAGAAGUGCAACAUGUUUUAUUGGUGAAUAAUGUUAACAUGAGAAAUGAUUUAGAUUUUGUUACACUUUCUCUGUCCCCCCCAUGUGAAUUUGAAGCCUUUUUGCCAUAAUGUCUGAUCCAGAUAUUUAUUGAUCGUUUUUAUCAUGAUUUUAAAAAUAAUCAUCUCAACUUGUGAUCUGAUGAAAUUAUGCGGUAUACAUCUGUACUGUACAACUUUCUAUAAAAGUGUUACUGUAAUGUUCUGUAAGUGCUAAGAAUGUUCUUGUGUACCACUAUUGCUUAACUUUCAAAUAAAGUUAAACACUGUGUUCACUUA